Culex pipiens pallens (northern house mosquito) is the source of this 422-nucleotide messenger RNA. RefSeq lists its product as uncharacterized. The record is from RefSeq and is a predicted model, not a curated record. The coding region runs from base 183 to 410 and encodes 75 amino acids. The transcript has 2 exons. NCBI's taxonomy places the organism in Eukaryota, Metazoa, Arthropoda, Insecta, Diptera, Culicidae.
GAUCAUCGCCGAGCACAAUCCCGACUGCACGUCCGACUACUACAAGAACCGACCGGCCGAGUAUAUGGACCAGCUAAACGAGGAGGAGCGAACCCGGCUGGAGGAGACGCUUUCGGGGACUUUUUUUGAUUGAGCAUUCUACCAAAGACGUGCCGCAGUUUGUGUCGAGCAAGUGUGGCACAAUGCAGGUCCGGCACGGUGGCCAUCUGUUCAACAAGCACGUGGUCCGCGGAACGAUGGUGUACUGGCGCUGCUCGCAACACCAGGUGUUCAAGUGCAAGGCACGGCUCAAGUCGGACGGGAGUGAUUUUUUCAUCUUCAACGAUACUCACUGCCACGAGGUGGUGCCGGCGCCGCGAUCGUACGGAUCGCUCAAACGACUGAAGCAAAAGCUGGCGCAAUCUGUUUAAGAAUAAAGUGAA